CUCUUGGUCCCCAUUGGCUCUUAUUCCACGUUAUCCUCUCCUGCGGUUUCUUAUUGGUAAAGGCCACACCCUCUCAUUUGUCACCAAACCCCGCCUUCAGUAGUCGAGGGUUCCUCCCCCAUCCAUCCUUCAUUCAUUCUGCAUCUAGUGCUGGAUGGAUGUUCGGGACAUGGGGGUGAAUCAGAUCCGUCCCUGCCCUCGGGGAGUUCAGGAGGUGGUGAGGGGACAUGGACCUAGGCUCCGACAGUGACAGCCUAGGGCGGUAAAGAAGCCGCUGAGACACGGAGACCCUUUAGACGCCGGGAAGGCUUCCCACAGGAGAGGUCGACAGUGUGGGGAGUUGGAGUAACCCAGGUGGAUGUAACCUGCAGGACAGAAUGGUGCUGGACUCAGGAGCUCAGGUGUAUGAGCAGGCACCCCUCAGCCCACCUGCCAGUUCCCCAUCACUGCGCCAUAGGCUGAAGCCCUCAGACAGAGAUGGGUCACCGCUGUACCCCUGGCCUUCAUCCCUGGCCUUGCCCCUGGGUAUGGCAGUCCCCUCAGCACUGCGGCCCCAGCCUGAGCAGCAGCCCUUCUCAGAGCUAUGCUUGGGCCACCGUGGGCACAUGCGUCGUAGUGAGAGCACCUACACUGUAAAUAGUACUGGCCAGCGGGGGCAUGCUACCCAGGGACAGGUCCCACCUGGACGGGGACGGAACCUAGGUGGUGGCACCCUGCGGUCUGCAGCCUCCCUGCCUCACAUUGCUAAGACUCGAAGGGAUACAAGCCAUGGUGCCAGCAAAAGCCCCUGCAUGUUGGUGGCCCUGCGGCCAACCAACAUGGACCGCGAGCGGGACAAGUUCUUCCAGUCCCAUUACACGUACAAUCCGCAGUUCGAGUACCAGGAGCCCAUGCCUACAACUGUGCUGGAGAAGUACCGUGAGGCCUCUGGACAAUUCAUCCAUCAGGCAGUUGGAAUCAUUGAGGCUGUCCUGGAGAAGUUUGGCACCUAUGAACACUUUGAGGCUGCCACCGGAGGCCAGCUGCUGACCAAGUGCCAGAUUUGGUCUAUUGUGCGCAAAUACAUGCAGAAGGAGGGCUGCGUUGGGGAGGUUGUGGUGCAGCUGAGUGAGGACCUGCUGUCCCAGGCAGUGAUGAUGGUGGAGAACAGCCGACCCACAUUGGCCAUCAACCUGACUGGAGCGCGCCAGUAUUGGCUGGAGGGCAUGCUGCGGCACGAGAUAGGCACCCACUACCUGCGGGGCGUGAACAACGCACGACAGCCAUGGCGCAGCGCCGAGGGCCGGCUGCAGUACGGGCUGCGGCCGGCCAACCCCACCGAGGAGGGCCUGGCCAGCCUGCACAGCGUGCUGUUCCGCAAGCAGCCCUUCCUGUGGCGCGCCGCCCUGCUCUACUACACCAUCCACCGCGCCGCGCGCAUGUCCUUCCGCCAGCUCUUCCAGGACCUGGCGCGCUAUGUGCAGGACGCCGACGUGCGCUGGGAGUACUGCGUGCGUGCCAAGCGCGGCCAGACCGACACCUCGCUGCCCGGCUGCUUCAGCAAGGACCAGGUGUACCUGGAUGGCAUCGUGCACAUUCUGCGGCACCGCCAGACCAUCGAUUUCCCGCUGUUGACCUCUCUGGGCAAGGUGUCCUAUGAGGAUGUGGACCACCUGCGGCCCUAUGGGGUGCUGGAUAAUACCCGGGUGCCCCACUUCAUGCAGGACUUGUCACGCUACCAACAGCAGCUGGAGCACAUCAUGGCCACCAACCGUCUGGAUGAGGCGGAGCUUGGCCGCCUACUGCCUGACUGAUGUUGGUUGAGGGCUACAGGCAGAGGCCCUGGGCAUAUGGCUCCAGGUCGGCCCCCAGAACAUGAAGCUGUCUGCUCUGUGCUUCCACAGUCUGGGUGUUUCUUAGGGGCAUUGGGAAGGCAGGAGCAUCCUGGGAGGAGGAGCCACAACAUAAGAGGGUUUGUGUCCCUUGCUAGCCUCCUUGGGGCCUAGGGACCAGCAGCAGCAUGUCAAGCAAAGUGAUUUGUCCUCCUGCCUCCAGCUCUUUUUU
Molecule: messenger RNA, 2043 nt
Organism: Galeopterus variegatus (Sunda flying lemur)
Lineage: Eukaryota; Metazoa; Chordata; Mammalia; Dermoptera; Cynocephalidae
Gene: MATCAP1
Product: KIAA0895-like ortholog
Exons: 7
Coding region: 378-1793 (471 amino acids)
Source: RefSeq, a predicted model, not a curated record